AUGUCCUUCCUCCCCCCUCUUCGCUCGGCCUCACGCCGAACCCUCCAAUCCACCACCUCGAGCCCCUCCUUCUUCGCCUCCUCGUCAGCCACAUUCCACACCUCGGCUGUGCGUUCCAGUCUGAAAGAAACAGACAAAAACCGCGACGAUCUCCCCAACUUCUACGAAGCCCAGAAAGAAGACCAGGUGAAGAACUCGAAGGAGGGCAAGGCGAAGUGGAAGGCUGAGUUGGCGAGUAACAGUGAGGCUGAUGUCAAGGCGGAUCGCGGCGAGAUCGAGUCCGACGACGCUACCUUUGAGGCGCUGCAGGACCGCACGAAACAUCUGCCGAAUCGCAAGGGGCCGGUGAACAAGACGCAAUAG
Penicillium alfredii is the source of this 363-nucleotide messenger RNA. RefSeq lists its product as uncharacterized. The transcript is spliced from 3 exons. Bases 1 to 363 code for a protein of 120 amino acids. The record is from RefSeq and is a predicted model, not a curated record. Lineage: Eukaryota; Fungi; Ascomycota; Eurotiomycetes; Eurotiales; Aspergillaceae.